Molecule: messenger RNA, 1398 nt
Organism: Megachile rotundata (alfalfa leafcutting bee)
Lineage: Eukaryota; Metazoa; Arthropoda; Insecta; Hymenoptera; Megachilidae
Product: erlin-1
Biological process (GO): SREBP signaling pathway
Cellular component (GO): endoplasmic reticulum membrane; endoplasmic reticulum
Molecular function (GO): ubiquitin protein ligase binding; cholesterol binding
Source: RefSeq, a predicted model, not a curated record
UUAUCCAAAUUAUGAUCAAAUUGAAUACGUGACCUAUAUAAAACACUAUGGCAGCCGGUUAAAGUAUAAAUAGUGAACUUUAAAAAUAUGAAAGUACUAAAAUUUUAUUUUUUAAGAAAUUAAAUUCGCAAAUUUAUUAUUUCUUACAUAUUAGUUUACUUUUGUAAAAAUCAGCAUACAAUCAUCAUGUUUGAUCAAAGUAUUAUUGGAAUAUGUUUCUUUAUCUGCUUAGCAAUAGUUUUUAACUUCUCUUUGCACCGUAUAGAGGAGGGUCAUGUUGGCGUUUAUUUUAGGGGUGGCGCAUUGCUGCCUCAAGUAAGUAAUCCAGGAUUUCAUAUGAUGAUACCAUUAUUGACAACUUACCGUUCAGUUCAAGUUACUUUACAAACAGACGAAGUAAAGAAUGUACCAUGUGGUACUAGUGGUGGUGUAAUGAUUUAUUUUGAUCGUAUUGAAGUUGUAAAUGUAUUAGAUGCAAAUAGUGUUUAUAAUAUGGUGAGGAACUUCACAGCAGAUUAUGAUCAAACAUUAAUAUUUAACAAAAUCCAUCACGAGUUAAAUCAAUUUUGUUCUGUACAUACACUGCAUGAAGUUUAUAUAGACUUAUUUGAUCAGAUAGAUGAAAACUUAAAAACUGCUUUACAAAAAGAUUUGAAUGAUUUAGCACCUGGUUUAAGUAUACAUGCAGUGAGAGUUACCAAGCCAAAAAUUCCAGAAACUAUUAGAAAAAAUUAUGAAUUAAUGGAAGCAGAGAAAACAAAAUUAUUAAUAUCUACACAACAUCAAAAAGUAGUAGAAAAGGAUGCAGAAACUGAUAGAAAAAAAGCUGUUAUUGAAGCAGAAAAAGAGGCACAAGUCGCAAAGAUUCAAUACAGUCAGAAAAUUAUGGAAAAAGAAUCUUUACAACGAAUGGCAUCUAUUGAAGAUGAAAUGCAUUUGGCAAGAGAAAAGAGUCAUUCUGAUGCUGAGUAUUAUCAAAUGAAAAUGCAGGCAGAAGCUAACAAAUUGCUUCUCACUAAGGAAUAUUUAGAACUUAAAAAAUAUGAAGCACUUGCACGUAAUACAAAAAUUUAUUAUGGUCAAGAUAUACCAAAAAUGUUUAUGUAUGGGGGUUGCUCAAAUGAUCCUAGCAUAGGUUCCACUGUAGAUGUGCAAGAGUCUGUAGUGCAAUGAAUAUGUAAACUCUUUUUGUCUCUAAUACAAUGGUCAUUUUAGCUAAUUCCAGUAUAUAAUAGAUAUUAUUACAUUGGUUGUAAAAGCGUUAAAAAUUAAUAAUUGUAUUUAGAUACUUAUUAACAGUUUAUUUUAAAGAAUAUGUAUAUCCAUAACUGUCCUCGUGUCAAGUCUCGUUAAAGUUCUCGAUUUUUCUAAUAAAGCUAUUACUUGUAUGUAUAUUAA